UGUUUUUUUUGGGCGUUGAAUCGAAUUUUUGGAGGAAUAAUUUAUUGCAUAUAACUUACAUAGCGUAAAACCGUAAAAUACAGCUAAAAUCAUGCGCCGCCGAGCGGGGGUUGGCGCUAUUCAGAAGCAGAAACUUGAAGCCGAAAAGUACCGAGACAAGGGCACCGAGCUGCAAGAUUCCCAGUUCGAGCAAAUGGUAAAACAGAUGGAGGUGCUGAAGGAGCAUCUCGAGGAGUUUGCAUCAAAACACAAAAACGAAAUUCGCAAGAAUGCCCAAUUCCGGCGCCAGUUCCAGGAGAUGUGCGCUGCCAUCGGCGUCGAUCCAUUGGCAUCCGGUAAGGGUUUCUGGAGCGUACUGGGCAUGGGAGAUUUUUACUACGAGCUGGGCGUUCAGGUGGUGGAAGUUUGCCUGGCCGCUAACCACAGCACGGGUGGCCUGAUGGAACUGAACGAGCUGAGAAGCAGACUGGUGGCGGCACGCGGACGCAAACAAGUUCAUCAGGAGAUAACCAACGAUGACAUCCUGAUGGCAACUAAAAAGUUGAAGAUUUUCGGCAACGGAUUCACGGUCUAUCCGGUGGGCGAGGGUCGAUACAUGGUACAGUCGAUACCCGGAGAGCUGAACCUACAGGAGACUUCGGUACUGAGCGUGGCAGCGUCCCAAGGCGAAGGUUUCGUUACGCUAUCGAUGUUGGUGGAUAAGCUUGGCUGGACAGAUAUUCGAGCUACGCAAGCCAUAGAGAAGAUUCUUUCGGAUGGCCUAGCCUGGAUCGAUACUCAAGGUGAAGAAAAAUCUUACUGGUUUCCCAGUUUAUUCCCAGGACGCAAUCAUUAAAUAAUUUGACUUUUUAUCUAUAUUAUUAUGAAACUGUAUAGGUUUAUUUAAAUAUUGAACACAAUCGCGUAAGUCUGGGAAUGAAACGUUUUAUUUUUUGAAAAUAUAUAAUAACGUUAUUGGAGAACGUUUCCGAACAUGUUGUUUUAGGAAUAUGACAGAAACCAUGUGAGGGGUAGUUCAGAUAUCACGUGGACAUAAAAGUGAAAUUUUUGACCCCCUCCGUGGACAAGAGUGAACAUUUAACAAAACCUCUUAAUCAAAAAUCAAUCCUUGUUAAAAAAAAAACCCUUAGUGUUUUUUCUAUGAAUAACUUUGGCUGACGGUAUACGUAUAAGUUUGGCUAUACAAUUAAGCUGUUUCUAGAAGAUUUUCUUAAAGGUCUCGCUUUUUUCGGGUGUGCCCCGCUUUUAUGUCAUGAAAUGUCCCGCUUUUUUUCUGAAAGUACUGUUAAGUUUUGUAUUAAGGUACGAAUCAUAGUAAUCUUAGAGAAUUCAUUCUAUGAUGGCAACAUAGUUCAUUUACCAUUCCUGUAUGUUUAUUCGGUCUCAUGUUUCACUUCUUGUACAACCAGUGACCAGAGUGGACGGUUUUAGUGUUAACAUAAAGAGUGGUCCAUCGAAUCGGAUACGAUUUAUCGGUAAAUUUUUAAUUUUUGAUUUUUCCUUCCAAUAGCUUUUAGGUCGAUAAUGGAAAUUGAACUGGAUAUUGAUAUUGGGUCAAUGGUGCUGUUAACCUGAUAUUGGGUCAAAGUAUAAAAAAAACCGCAAAGAACUCGACAUUGGGUCGGUUCAAGUUGAAAAUUCUUAUUUUGGAAGCGAACAAACAUUGGCAUUGGGCUGAUCAAGAUGGUAGACUUCGAUAUUGGGUCGAAGUUUGAAUAAUAGGAACUAUUCGAUAUUGGGUCGAAUAAACUUUGAUAUUGGGUCAAAGUUUUGAAAUACUAAAACUUAUUCGACAUUGGGUCGAAAACUUUGAUAUUGGGUCAAAGUUCUGAAUGUGAUAAAGAAACAUUUUGAUAUUGGGUCGAAAUGUAAAACGAACUUAUUCGACAUUGGGUCAAAAAAAUUUAUAUUGGAUCGAUUUCAAAAAUGCAUUUUGAAAAUUUUGAUAUUGGGUCAAUAUUUUCAAACAUAUACAUUUUCCCGAACGCCGAUUUGUGAUCGGCUUUGCUUGAACGAAAUGAUUUGGGCUGUUCGAACAUGCUUUCCAAAAUGGUGAUGAUGUGUGUUUUUGAUUCAAACUGGAAUAAAUUUUCAUUGUUUUCCUGGCUUGUAGAAUAUCCGUCACCUAAAACCCAACAAUCUACAGUGAUGGAUGACCAUUCGGUAGGUCAAAUUUUUACUAUGUUGAAUAUUUAAUAUCAAGCUUACCCACACAGGUAUUCGAAAUUGAGCCACAAGCUGUUCUAAGAAGUGAUUUCGAAUUACAAUAUUUCGUUGGCGGUGGAAGUUUGCAGAUAGUUUAAUGACCGGUCUCCUUUUAGAAAGGUAAUUCAGAAGUGUUGUCCUAACAUCGAGCCACAGCGUGCUCCUGGAUUUGCUAAUCAGUGAUCCCUUAACCAGCUGGCAGACGCAAAAAUUUCAUUUUCGACUGGAGUAAUGAUGAAAUCAUAGACCAAUUCCUAUGUUGAAAUAGUUGGCGGCGUAGUCGUGCUUGAAAAUAAUGCAACCAUCAUGCUAGAGCGAGAUGUAAGAAAAGACGCACAAUGGAAUUCAUUCAAAAUGAAUUUUUUCUCGAAAACGUUAAUAAAUAAAUCAAAGCAAGCUUUUUCCUCGCCUAGCAACCGCCUAGCGACAGACAUGCACAAACCGUUGGAUAGUUUGAAAAGGUGGCUGUGUAAGAAAACGCAUAUGAAAUCAUGGUGUGUCGAAAUACAACUGUAGUUUUUUCUGUACGACAGGGAUAUUUCUUUAGGUAUGAAAAUCAAGUUGGAUUUGAAAGCCCACGGUAAAGAAAGAUAAUUUUCAUGUUUUGGGGCCAUAUCGUUUCCAGAAGAAACAUGUUGUUUAGUCAAUCAACAUGAUCCAUUGGGUCAGCUCUUUUCAUCACUACCUACUUGGUGCUCCCCGUCUCAGGUGGCAAUUAUAUUUACCCGACAUUAAAAUAUCAUCUUCAUAAAAAAAAAAAAACUCAACGGACUAGAAUGAUAGCGAAGAAAGCUUCUCCAAUGUUGAGUAAUCACUGCAUGAAACACAAAAAGUGGUUCGUUAGAGUUGCAAAAAAACCGAUGAGGUUUGCAAUGUUCAAAAUGUCGUCUUUUUUCCAGCAUCGCCAUUGAAAUUAUUAUUCGACGAAAUUAGUCAAGUUCCUCCAUAUAAUGUCAAAGAACGUUGAAUGAAGAAGCAAAUUUUUACGAUAAGUUGUCAAUGAUUCUGUCUUCGAAUCACGUAUUUCAACAAGAUAUUUUUGUGAUGAGCUUUAUUGACAUUUAUAAUUGCUGCCACGGCCGUCGAAACUUGGAACUUCAAUAGCAUUACUUUCCAAGGGAAGAAUGCAGUUUGCAGCGUGUUAGCCUGAAACUAAUGUAGGUAAUCAAUGAAUUGCGAUUUUUCUCGAAAGAACACAAAAUUAGCUAUAUUUCACAACAUCUCUAGGAUAUGUGACUAGGCCUAACAAACCAAAACCUUGGUCAUUGAAGUCAGAAUGAUCUGGUAAAUUAGCGUUCGAAGCGUUAGCCUCGAAGCGUUCUUAGCAUCUUAUGUUUGUUUGUUUCGAUUAUAGUCGCUUUACCAUCUUUUCGGUAUUCGCCACUUUAUAUCAACGUUGCAGUUGGCGGACAGUUUUGGAAAAAUUGAUUCGGUAUAACUGUGUUCGAUGUUUACUCUUGGAUCGAACUCACGGUAAUGGGCGGACCAUUACGGAUGAACGAAAAGACAAUUUCUCUUGUGAAGGACAGGAAAUUUAUUUCAUUUUUACCAUCAUUACAGUUUUAACCGCGAAAAAAUGUAUCCUUUUUGUGAGGAACUUUACACAUUUGCAAUAGUCAGCAAAUUACAUAAUAAUAAAUAGUACAUGGACUUCAAGUUAAGGUGAUUAAUAUUGUCGAGAUUCAUCAAACCCCAAUAAGAUCCUCUGACCAUAGUGAAAACUUAAAAUGUUUGUUGGUUUGUUUGUCUGAGAUUUUUACACUCUUGUGUUUUUCAUCCCUGAUCAAGCAAGAAGGAUAUAUUGUUGUUGUGUUGUAAGAAAAACAACUUCCAGUGUAAGUAAACUUGAGAAAUAAAUAUGUAUUGUCUACGAGUAGUUUGGAAAAUUACCGAUCUAAGAGACAUGAACCGUCUUAGCCGAUUUAGGAUCUAAAGAAACAAAUUCUAUUUGUGUUCAAAGAGGGAAUAUUUAUUAAAACCAAACUAUUGAAACAUUGUGAAUAUUAUAGUGAACGUUAGCACAACAAUCAAAUCUUUUUGAACGAGGAGUUUUAUUGCCUAUAUUAAAUUUCUCCUCAAUCACCGAGGAAGAACAUCUACUUAGGUAGGAGGACAAGUUCAAUAGCGAAUGUUUCAUUUGAUCAGUAACCUCUGUUAACUCUAUCUGAGGACACAUUUCUCAUUCACAGAAAUUCGCAACAACCACAUAUUUAAUCUUCAUGUAAAUUUGCGAACUUUUCUACACAUGAUAUUAUGAAUUACAGAAGCCUGCAGAAGAAUAAAAAUGAUACUUAAGCUGCUUCGCCAAUAUUCAAAAUUUAAAAACAUGAUAGAUAUUAUGAGUCUUGGAGUUUAUGUAUAGAAUGUGGAACUACAUAAAUUGGUGUUUGUAAACUUGACAUUUUCAACGCAUCAAUGCUCAAAGAUUGUGAACGAACCACCUCGAAUUGUGAAAAGCCGGACGACUUUCGCUAUCUCAGUUAGAUAUAAUAAGAACUGUGAUGCAGCUUUCAACUUCACGCGUUAUAAAACGAAAGAUGUGUAAAUAGAAUAAAAAAUUGAAAAAAGCAUUACCGUUGAAGUAGGUAAUACAUUAAAAGUGAUUCCAAUAAGAUUAUAUUCGCACAAGAGUGGAAUAUCAGAUCCAAUAGGCGCUGAAUCUUUAGUGAAAAUUUGAAUAUAUAUCCACUGCAGUGAAGGCAGUUAACGUCAUCAACAAGUCGAAAGACGCUUAUAUUCUAUUCUUCAUCACAAACAUCAGAUAUAGCAGAUUUACGCGACUUCAUACAAUUGUUUCUUGAUCUUCGAAUCGAAGAAAACGAGAUAGAAAUCUUUUUUGUCUUAAACGUCUAUUCGGGCGGGGGAGUAUGUUAAGUUUUGUAUUAAGGUACGAAUCAUAGUAAUCUUAGAGAAUUCAUUCUAUGAUGGCAACAUAGUUCAUUUACCAUUCCUGUAUGUUUAUUCGGUCUCAUGUUUCACUUCUUGUACAACCAGUGACCAGAGUGGACGGUUUUAGUGUUAACAAGUACAGACCCCGCUCGUUUUUGGCAACACGCCCGUAAAUUUUAUGUUUCCAAAAUCGAAUGCUGCCAAAAUCGAACGGUUUUUUGACACUUUUUUAUUUUUGAUUUUGAUUUCAAAUCAGUCUAAAUUGAUGUUAAACCUUAUAUUAGCAUAACAUUUUUUAAUUUGGCUCAAUUAUAUUAGUUUUAAGCAGUAAAAAUGGAAAAAUUCAUGUUUUAACUGUUCAAAACUAUUAUAAUUAAGCCGAAUUGAAAAUUUUCAGUUAAUAUUACGUUUUACAUGAAUUUUGAUUAAUUUGAAAUGAAAAUAAAAAAAUUGACAAAAACCGUAUUUUUUGGAUGUUGCCAAAAACGAACGGUUUUUGCUCGGAUGUUGCCAAAAUCGAACGGGAUCUGUACCUAGCAAGCCUAGAUUAGAGCAAUCUUAAAUCAGAAAUCUGUAAUUGAACACCAUCUUUCGGAAUCGGGAAAUUUAAUACUGAUAAAAAAAAAUCCAAUCUACUGCUUCUACGCUAUUAAACUUAGGUAUUUCUCAACAACAAAAUCCAAAGAAAAUCCGGAGUGAAGAAAGUGAUAUCAAUAUGUAUGAAAGACAAUAAUGUUGAUUAAAAUGCACUUUAUUAGUUUCGUUUCAUCAAAUCGGACAUGAGAAGGUACGGCAAUUACUAAUACUGCAUUCCAAUAAGAUUCCAUUGUUUUAUCCUUGUUCUAUUAUAUGCAUUACAGAAUACAGGUUGGCUCCAUUACUUGAGAACCGUUUUGCAAUAACACUCAAUCAAGAGUGGAUGAAGUGGAACAGUCGUUUGUCGAUGGUUUCUAGUUUUUUUUAUUCAAAACUUUCUUUGUUCAACAGAUCAAACUUAACUUAAAAUGUGUGAAUGUGUGUGCCUAUGAGUUGUUUUGUUGUGACUUAUACACUGCUAUUUGCAAAUGCUUCUUAAAAAAAACUCCAUAUUUGAAUAAUAGAUAGGAAGUUGUAGUAAAAUACCAAUCGAGCGACUUUUUAAGUAUCGUUGAUCAACAACAAAAGAAAACUCUUGGAAUGCCCUCUCUCAUCGUAUUUGUGUUAAGUUCAAUUUCCUUCUAGUAGUACUCUUCGCACAUGUGAACGGUCCAGCGGCCUCUGGUAUGUGCGUGUCUUUCACUGAGAUACAGCCGCUAAUGUUAUUUGUGAAUUUUUUCGCUUUCAAA
Messenger RNA from Uranotaenia lowii, 6419 nucleotides. RefSeq names its product vacuolar-sorting protein SNF8 (gene lsn). Gene Ontology annotation, biological process: protein transport to vacuole involved in ubiquitin-dependent protein catabolic process via the multivesicular body sorting pathway. Lineage: Eukaryota; Metazoa; Arthropoda; Insecta; Diptera; Culicidae. The transcript is spliced from 2 exons. Gene Ontology annotation, cellular component: ESCRT II complex. The record is from RefSeq and is a predicted model, not a curated record. Bases 92 to 835 code for a protein of 247 amino acids.